GCAACGGAGAUGCCUGCGGUAAAGUUGUAAAUAUUUCCUCUCCUCAGAUUUUAAAUUAUCUCUGACGGAAAGAAAAACACAAAGAGGAAGGGAGAAAAGAUUUUAGGAAAAGCAGUUGCGUGGAAGGCGGUGACGAAGCACGCAUCGGUGAUGUCAACACUUCUUGCGGAUCCCGGAGACGUCAGCACUUCCUGCGCAAUUCGAUCGGCGUUGAAGGAUGGGCAAAGCCGAGUUCCUGACUCCCAAGGCCAUCGCCAACCGCAUUAAAUCCAAGGGACUGCAGAAGCUGCGAUGGUACUGUCAGAUGUGUCAGAAGCAGUGUCGGGACGAGAAUGGCUUCAAAUGUCACUGCAUGUCAGAAUCUCAUCAACGGCAGCUUCUGCUGGCGUCAGAGAACCCACAGCAGUUCAUGGACUACUUUUCAGAGGAGUUUCGCAAUGAAUUUCUUGAACUACUUAGAAGACGCUUUGGAACCAAACGUGUUCACAACAAUGUUGUCUACAAUGAAUACAUCAGUCACAGGGAGCAUGUUCAUAUGAAUGCAACAAUGUGGGAGACACUGACUGACUUCACCAAAUGGCUAGGCAGAGAAGGUUACUGCAAAGUGGAUGAAACACCAAAGGGCUGGUACAUUCAAUACAUUGACCGUGAUCCAGAAACUAUUUGUAGACAACAGGAACUAGAGAAAAAGAAGAAGCAGGAACUGGAUGAUGAGGAAAGAAAUGCCAAGUUUAUUGAAGAGCUAGUUAGGAGAGGAAAAGAAGGAAAAGAGGAGGACAUUCCAGUUUUUACAGAAUUGAAACGAGAAAAUGAGGAAGAAAAAGUUGCCUUUAAUUUAAACAAAGGACAAAGUGCAUCAGUUACAGCGGUUCCUAAAUCUAGCACUUUGGGACCAAGUCCGUUGCAAACAAUAGCUUCAGUAAAACGAAAGGAAUCAGGUCAUACUUCUUCAGAUACAAAGGACAAGAAGAAGAAAUCUGCACUGGAUGAGAUUAUGGAGUUCGAAGAGCAGAAAAAGAGAAGCCUUAGAAGAGACUACUGGCUUCACAACGGAAUAGUUGUUAAAUUAAUAACCAAGAAACUUGGUGAAAAAUAUUAUAAGAAAAAAGCAGUGAUAAAGGAAGUGCAAGAAAAGUACACUGCCAUUAUUAAAAUGAUUGAUUCUGGAGACAAACUGAGAGUUGACCAGACUCAUUUGGAGACUGUCAUUCCAGCUCCUGGUAAGAAGCUGUUGGUGGUGAAUGGUGGUUACCGAGGACAUGAAGCUGUUCUAGAUUCUAUAAAUGAGAAAAACUUCAGUGCUACAAUAAUCAUAGAAUCCGGACCUCUGCAAGGGCGGAAGGUUGAAGGUGUACAGUAUGAAGAUAUUUCAAAAUUGGCAUAAGCAGUCUUAAUUAUAGACUUAGUACUUUAAUAGUUCAAAGCAUCAUGUUGGUGUCCACUGAUUCUUUUUUAAAUUGCAAACUCUACUGUGUCAGGGUUUUUCAUUUCUAACUUUAAACGUUUUGAAUGUUUCUGCUACCCCAGCUCCUUCAAGAAUGUAAUUCAUGCUGUUGUAUUUUCAUUUUUGCAAUGGAAGGAUAUAUGUAUAAUAAUUCUUUGUUUAAUAUAAUUACUGGAAGUAAACCUGUUUAAAUGUUUUCUGUUGCAGUUCGAAGAUUUGGGUGUUAUAGUCAUUGUUAAAUGAUAUAUUUGAACAAAAAACAAAUAAAGCUUUAUUUUAAUUUCUUAAA
Messenger RNA from Rhincodon typus (whale shark), 1733 nucleotides. RefSeq names its product Kin17 DNA and RNA binding protein (gene kin). Gene Ontology annotation, cellular component: nucleus. The record is from RefSeq and is a predicted model, not a curated record. Gene Ontology annotation, biological process: DNA damage response; DNA replication. The coding region runs from base 218 to 1384 and encodes 388 amino acids. Lineage: Eukaryota; Metazoa; Chordata; Chondrichthyes; Orectolobiformes; Rhincodontidae. Gene Ontology annotation, molecular function: double-stranded DNA binding. The transcript has 13 exons.